UGAAGCGAGUUUUGUUUUACCUUGCCAAAAUGGCUGACGCGUCGACGUUGUGCGUUAAGAAAAUACCCGAUAAUUUAUACGAGCUGUGCUUGACAAGUUUAGUGAACUACUUGCAGAAAUCCAAGUGUGAGCGGAAUGAUUUGCGAUCACUGCCGGACAGCAUCCUCAUGGAUGUAUAUUACAAGAUGCUCCAGGAGAAGAGGCUCUGUAUCCUCGGCGCGGAGCUGUCAGAGCUGGACAUCUUCGAGCGGCUGCUGCGUUUCAGCGGCGCCCAGCUGAGGCUGCUUCAGUGCUUCCAGGCCGUGAUAGAGCAUGGAUCCAAGCUAUCAGCAGAGCUGGCCACCGGCUACCUGUCUCGCUGUGAUGCCAACGCGCGCUCUGAAGAAUGCCUGAUCCAACUGGGCUUGCGGCUCGGUCAGUAUCUGAGCUUAGGUCUAACGUGGAACGUUGCUGACGAUACAGAAGUAACGGAGACGAAGCUGGCAACGUCGCGUGAAGACAGCACGCGGCGUGAAGAUAAACUCAUCGAACUGGGCUUGAGACUUGGCGGCUUUCUGAAUGAGGCCGGGUGGUAUGCGGACGCACAGCGUGUAUUGUUACGUUGCCGCGCACUGUGCCGCGCGCAGCCGCCGAGCGCGCACUACACACGACUCACUCUCGAAUGUUGCCACAGACUGCUAAACACACAAUCCGCCUACUGCUGCUUCCCGGCCGCGGCCGAAACCUACGCACUAGCGCUCGACCUGCUGAGCCUCACCGACGACGCUCCCGCACAAGCCGCUCGUCCAGACACGCCCAGACAUGUCUCCGAGGAGUGCAGCCGCAGGCUGGACACAUGCGACAUCCUCUCCCAAGUGCCCGGGCUGACCGACCCGCACGAGCCGGCCAGCGAGUGGGCGCUCUCAGCGCUCCUAGCGCGCCUGUUCAAGGAAUUCAGCGCACUUUUCUUCGUGCGCUGCGAUUACAGCGCCGCGCACGCGUGGGCUAUGCGCGCCUUACGCCUGCUUCGUCCUGAUACGCCGGCAAAGAUCACAAUCGAAGUCCUCCGAGCGUGCGGCAAAGCCUGCGUAGUUAAACGACGCUUCGGUCAAGCGGGGCUCCUAGUUCGGCAGGCCGUAGCACUCGCUCGGCAGGCCUUCGGCGCUACGCACCCGCGCUACGCUGCCGCGCUGCUCGACUACGGCUUUUAUCUGCUCAACAUUGACUCCAUCCCACACAGUGUGGCCGUGUACGAGGAGGCACUGGCAACAUUACGCCGCGUGUUCGGCCGAAGCAGCCUGCACGUAGCCACAGCUCAAGAGGACCUAGCAUACGCACUGUACGUGCUUGAGUACUCCUCCGGUCGCUUCUACAAGGCGCGCGAUCAUGCCGAGCGCGCAAUCCGUAUUAUCGAGACCCUGGUGCCGACGGACCACCUGCUGCUGGCGUCGGCCAAGCGCGUGAAGGCGCUCAUCCUGGAGGAGAUCGCGCUCGACACGCCCGCGCCGCACCACGAGCUGCGCGGACAGAAUGGUACCGGCGAACCAUCCCUACUAGAAGAAUCAGAAGCCCUCCACAAGGCGGCGCUGCAGCUGUCCAUGAUGGCGUUCGGGGAGAAGAACGUGCAGACCGCCAAGCACUACGGCAACCUCGGCCGACUGUACCAGAGCAUGCACAAGUUCCAGGACGCAGAAACAAUGCACUUGAAAGCCAUCGCGAUCAAAGAAGAGCUCCUGGGGGCCGAGGACUACGAGGUGGGGCUCAGCAUCGGCCACCUCGCCUCGCUCUACAACUACCACAUGCAGCAACACCGCGCGGCCGAGGCGCUCUAUCUGCGCUCCAUCGCUAUCAGUCUAAAACUGUUUGGGUCCCGCUACUCCGGCCUCGAGUACGACUACCGCGGCCUCGUGCACGUGUUCACGCAGCUCAAGCGGCACGACCGCGCCGACCACUACUCGGCCCUGCUGCAACACUGGCACGAGCUCCGGGAGCAGUCCAAGACGGAGCAGCAGCCGGACGCGGGCGCGGAGCAGCUGCUGCCGCUCGCCGAGCUGCGCGCGCGGCUGUUCGCGCCCAACGACUGAGCGCCUCGCUCGCUCGCGGUGCCCGCCCGGCCCUCCGUCUAGCAGCUACGUCACGCCUGGACGCGUAUUAGCUAAAAUAUCGCAAUUUGUUUUGACAUAAACAAUUUAUAUAAAUUGAGGUAUUUUUGCGUUAAUUUGUAGCCAAAAGGCUUUGUGUUUAGGUCGUCAGUUGAGGCAUGAAAUACCGAAAUUUCGGUACAUGAACAUGUCGUAAAAUUUCGGUACAUAAUGCCAAGCCCGCGAACUGUAUAGUCGCGAUUCGAUGUCUAUUAGUGAAAUUAUGUUAGUUUAGGCGUACACCACUGACUAAAGUAUUUCUUCUUUAACGUGGAGUCAAAUGUGUAUAUUUCCAGACACUGGCAGCUUAAGAUGACUUUAUAUUUAAUUCUUUGAGAUGAAGUUUAUGUUACAAGACACGAACUACACACAUAUAUACACUUAUCCUACUAUCAAUAACUCUGCUUCAGUUUAUCUUCAUUCAACUUAUCUGGCAGAAAUUGGCAGUGUCUGAUAAAUUAUUGACUUCUGCUUUCUGGAAACUGUAAAAUGUAUCGUAAAAAGUUGACGAAAAUCUUCAGAACUCUCGCUUUACUAUAGCAUGAUUUUUAGGCCUCAGACCCUGACUUGUGAAACAAAAUCCAUUGUUUCUUUUAUGCGAGCGGUCAGCUCCCGUAUUAGACACGUGACUAAGCAACAAUGUCCUUUAAAAAGCAACUGUAUCGUGAUAGUAUUAAGGUUCAAAUCGUGAUAAUAUUGCCUACAGGUUGGCGAUUGUCCUACAUUACCAAAACCAUUAGAUUUGAACCUUAAUAUUAUCACGAUACAGCUGCUUUUUAAACAACGUUGUUUUUACAAGUCUCUAACACGGGAGCCGACCGCUCGCAUAAAAGAAACGAUGGCUUAUGUGGCUUAUGGCGACGACCGGUUUGGCCUAGUGGGUAGUGACCCUGCCUGCGAAGCUGAUGGGGGUUCAAAUCCUGGUAAGGGCAUUUGUUCGUGUGAUGAGCAUGGAUAUUUGUUCCUGAGCCAUGGAUGUUUUCUAUGUAUUUAAGUAUUUAUACAUAUUUAUAUAUUAUAUAUAUCGUUGUCUAAAGUACCCUCAACACAAGCCUUAUUGAGCUUACUGUGAGACUUAGUCAAUUUGUGUAAUAAUGUCCUAUAAUAUUUAUGUUAAACAGAUUAGGGUCUUAGGCGUAAAAAUCAUUUCAGAAAAUCUAUAGUAUAAUUUUUAAUGUAGUACCAUAUGACGUUUAUUAAACAUGAAUAUGAAUUAUAAAAUAUAUGAAUACGCCAGCCUUUUAGCACAAUACAUGUCCAGUAUUUAUAAGUAGUUGUUAUACUUAUAUGUACAGGUCGAUUUAUUAGAGUAGCACGAUAAUGAUAAUCUAACAAUAUUUUUUAUAAACAAUGCGCUCUUGUGAAUCGAUGUGUACUUAAAAGCAUUGAUAUAUAUCUAAGGACAGGUCUUACGGGCAAUAAGAAUGGUGCUAUUUCAGCGGUGUCACUCACGAAUUCGAGCCAAUCGUGCAGUCUAACGCCACAAAGCGAUUGGUUGAUGAGUUCGCAUCACGCGAUUGAUCGCAACUAUUUGCGUUAGACUGCACGAUUAGCUCGAUUCGUGAGUGACACCGCUGAACUAGCACCAUUCUUAUUUCCUGUAAGGCCCGUUCUUAGAUGUAUAUCAAUGUUAAAAGUCAAAGAAGCACAAAAUUGGUCGUUGUUUCGCCAUUUCUGAAUUGGCAACCUGAACCUUGCUGUAAUAACUACAAGGUUCUAAGUGAAAUAAUUACAUUUUGAAAGCUUGCUGGUACUCGGAUGCCUAUUUGUCAUGAUUGAGAUCGCUUUAGCGCUCAAUGAAGUUGUCUCUGUAUGUUUUAUUGGAAUAGAAAAGGAUGGAUAUAAUGAAACUGACUAUGCGCUUAGCUUUAGUGAGUUUCGAGGUCGAGAGAGCAACAAGAGAAAUUGUUGUCUGUUUUCAGCGGAGACUUGAUAAUAAUUAUGACUGAUACACACGAUAAUGUAUAUGCCAGUUUUAUGAGUUGUUUUUUUCUUCUCAGCGGGCGAUAUAGAUAUCCCUAUAGGCAUUAAGAACGCGCUACGCACUGCCAUUUACUUAUUCGCCGUUUUACUCCAGGCGCUUUACGCUUGACCCUUGCGCUUUCAAACUAUCUCUUUCCACCUCGUAAGUGCGUCUCUCUCGGCCCGCGACAGAGGAAUUUGAUCACGGCGACUGUUAAGAGCUUAAUGUUGUUAUGUUCCUCAUUUUAAGUGAUUUCCUUAUAUAAAAAUGUAUACUCUAUGUAAAAUCUAGAUUAUAGUUAUUUUCCGUUGUUUUAGAGCUUAUUUUUUAGUAUUAGCGAAUUUACUGUAUGAUGUGAAAUGAAUUGAAAAAUGUGUAUAUAAUAUU
Cydia pomonella (codling moth) is the source of this 4470-nucleotide messenger RNA. It is a transcript of the gene Pat1, whose product is annotated as amyloid protein-binding protein 2. NCBI's taxonomy places the organism in Eukaryota, Metazoa, Arthropoda, Insecta, Lepidoptera, Tortricidae. Bases 30 to 2063 code for a protein of 677 amino acids. Gene Ontology annotation, molecular function: protein binding. Gene Ontology annotation, biological process: intracellular protein transport. The transcript has 13 exons. The record is from RefSeq and is a predicted model, not a curated record.